Molecule: messenger RNA, 387 nt
Organism: Oikopleura dioica
Lineage: Eukaryota; Metazoa; Chordata; Appendicularia; Copelata; Oikopleuridae
Source: the annotation of a GenBank genome assembly
AUGUGUUGUUCAGAGCUUAUCAAGAGGAAAAUUUCGCAGUGUUUCAACCGAGAAGCAACAGAAUGGAUUGAAAAGAACUAUCAAGAUGUCUCCAUCGACAAAAUUUACAUGAUUCAAUUCUCUACACGACUCGCUUUUCUCGCUCAUUGCAAUCCCGUUAUCAAGGAAAUCUUCGACUCGGCAAAAAAUGAUGGGAAAGUAAAUUGGAACUCCAUUCCGCAAUAUUUCAAGGGACCAGAAUCGAGACAGAACGAGUUUGACCAGCUGAUGAAUAGAAUUGAAGUUUUUGACUUCGAAGUUCUCCGCGAUGAAGAAACAUCUUCCGACGCUCUCCUUAUUUAUGCGAAAGAAAAGUCUGUAGAUGGCGACCAGGACAGGGAUCUUUAA